AUUAGUUAUUUACAAAAAAGUGUACGGGAUUUUCUUAACCUAUGACCGCUACACUAGGCUAGGCCUGUCUCGUCUUUCCUACGCUGAAGUAUGGCGUAGUACUCUAUAGUUAAAAUAAUAAAAAACCGGCCAAGUGCGAGUCGGACUCACACAGGAAGGGUUCCGUACCAUUAUCUAUAAAAACGGUCACCUAUCCAAGUACUGACCCCGCCCGACGUUGCUUAACUUCGGUGAUUGGAUGAGAACUUCGAGAUUGGAAAGAAAUAUUUAUUUUAUUGUGUAUUUGUUGUUAUAGCGGCAACAAAAAUACAUAAUCUGUAGAAAUUUCAACUGGCUAACUUUCACGGUUCAUGAGAUACACCCUGGUGACAGACGGACGGACGUACAGCGGAGUCUCAGUAAUAGGGUACCGUUUGACCCUUUGGGUACGGAACCCUAAAAAAGACUAUGUAACCUGCAGCGAACAAUUAUGUAACUUAAGACCUGCUGUUACUUACUUUUUUCGCGGUCACUACAUAAUACCCUUGCAAGUUCGCGCUUCGCGUCUACUUUGACGCGGGCCAAAUACCGACAAAAAACGGGGAAUAAGGCGCGAAGGCGUGAACAAUCUGCGAAAUCGACGCGAGGGCCCUCCACACUCGCGUUCGCGGCUUCGCGCCUUGAUUCGCGCACGAGUAUGGAGAGCCCUUGAGACCAACCCCUGCUCACGGUCUAAACUAUACUAUAGUCAACAUUAAUCAAUAGAUUGAUUCUCAAUGACAACCUGCUAAAGUUCAUAACGAUAUUUAUGAGCAGCUUAAUGACGCGAUAACCUUGGUUCCUCGGAAACAGAUAGCCUAAAAAAUUUCCGCGAUAAUACAAAAGAAUACAAAAGACUCGUGAGGCGAUUUUUCAUUAAAACUAUUGAAACAGUGAAGUGGCUCAUUUACAUUGUGUCUAAUUAGCUUAAUUUAAAUAAUUUCGGUAGCUUCGGCAAAAAUAGCACUAAAUAAAAAUAUUGAUUUCCUAAUGAUUUGUUAUUUGUAUUUACAGGUCAAAUUAAUACAUUUCCCUGCACAUGCUGACUAAGAAUUCAUAUUGUUUUUCGUGAGCUCAAAAUAAAACUUAUCUUGAAUAAAUAUUAUCAUAUUCCAGUACAGCAAAUGCGUUAGUACAAAAUACAGUAAGAAAUCAAAAAAAUAAUAGAAUAUAUCAUAUCGAAAAACAUCAUACAUUGUAUACAACGCAAACUAAUAAACACCAUGUAAUUCGAUGUAAUAAACCCAUGGGAUACUGGUCAGUGAUUAAAAUAUAUACUAGAAGUUAUAUUAUGCCAGUCAACAGAAUAUUAUCAGCGCGUCAUGAUAUGUAACUAUUGUAGAUAUCCAAUAAUUUAAUACUAAAGAUGAUUAAUUUAUUCGUGGGUGUAGUUGACGAUCAAUAAAUAGAGUCAGAUCAAGAUAAGUUAGCAGCAUUAAUUCUCUGCAGUUAAAUUCAUGAUUUCUCUGUAUCUGUUAUCUACUGUAUAAUAUAAUAAAUUCUGACCCAACCCCAAAUUAAUUAAAUGUCACAUCUAGAGCUUGGGUAACUAAUGGUAGUAAUAUUUAGAAAGAAUGGUGUUUAAAAGAAGUUUGGGUUUUGGAGCUUGACGAUAUCAACCAUAAAUAAGACAUGUUUGGAGUAUUCUAAAAUUGUGUCACUUCAUCCUAAUUUCCCCUAUCUAACACAGAAAAGCUACAUAUAACUCUAUAAUGUUUUACUUACAACUUAUAAUGACCCAAUUCCAUAUUGUUUUACAAGCAAUUGUAUGUACCGACAAUCACUCAACCAUUAUAACCAAAAUGUUUUAAAUAGGUGGUUAUUUGUUCUGUCUUCUCUUCGAAGAAUAAUACCGCUUGGCUGGUAUAUAAUCUCUGGUGGUUUAAACACAUUCAUCAGAAUCUCUCUCGCUUUCAGUAUUACAGGAUUAACUGUUCAGAAGUUAGAAAAAACAUGUCCAAGUUUGUAAUAUUUCUUUUGGUGGCCGCAUUCGCAGCUUUCAUCACCGCGGAAGAGAAUCCAGACAACCCUACUAAUUUUAUGGCCGAUUUUUUGAAGCCUUUUAGCGAGACGGCGAAAAAUGAUGAAGAGUCUGUCAAGAAUCUUAAACCUGGGCCUAACCAAAAGGUCCAAGCUACUUACAAAGAAGAAGAACAUCAUUCAGAGACGCAGAAUGGCAGAGUAAUUGACCAGGGAGACUCCCAGAAAGAGAUUAAAAAUGACAACGGGAAAGUGACUGAAAACACCUCCAAACAAUAAAACUUGGCUGAUGACUACAAUCGAAAAGAUCACUGAUAAAUCAACUGUUGCACUGAAAAUGCAAUAAAUAUUGUUAGUGUAAAUUAUAAAAUAAAUUAGUCGCGCGAUUA
Messenger RNA from Cydia pomonella (codling moth), 2387 nucleotides. RefSeq lists its product as uncharacterized. Lineage: Eukaryota; Metazoa; Arthropoda; Insecta; Lepidoptera; Tortricidae. The transcript is spliced from 4 exons. The record is from RefSeq and is a predicted model, not a curated record. Bases 1972 to 2277 code for a protein of 101 amino acids.